AUGAUUGAGAAAAAUGGCACUUGGGAAUUGGUUGACAGACCAAAUGAGAAACCAGUUAUUGGAGUCAAGUGGGUUUACAAAACCAAGCUAAACUUGGAUGGUUUAGUUCAAAAGAACAAGGCAAGGUUAGUUGCAAAAGGGUAUGCUCAGAAACCUGGACUGGAUUACAAUGAAACCUAUGCUUCUGUGGCUAGAUUGGACACCAUUAGAACUCUCAUUGCUCUGGCUGCUUAG
Molecule: messenger RNA, 234 nt
Organism: Prunus armeniaca (apricot)
Lineage: Eukaryota; Viridiplantae; Streptophyta; Magnoliopsida; Rosales; Rosaceae
Source: the annotation of a GenBank genome assembly